AUGCAUCCUUUAACCAAAGAACAUCCUCUUUCUAUGUAUGAUUGGGUCCAAGAUGCAAUACAUGAAAGGUCAAGAUUGAAUUCAUUAAGAAGGACUGCUGCUGCUAAUGGAAAUCGAUCUCCUUGGAGUAGUUGGUUAAAACUUUCAUAUGAAGCUGGUCAAGCAUGGAUAGUCGUAUCUAUAGUGGGCGCACUGAUUGGUUUGAAUGCAGCAUUAAUAGAUAUUAUUACGGAAUGGCUUGCAGAUAUAAAAAUGGGAUAUUGUAAAAAUUCAUGGUGGUUAAAUCAAAAAUUUUGUUGUUGGGAAAUUGAAAAAGAAGAUGGAUCUUGUGAAGAAUGGCAAAAUUGGUCAUCAUAUUUUAUAAUAAAUUGGAUUUUCUUUAUUUUUUUUGCGACAUUGUUUGCUGCAGCUUGUGCGCAUACGAUUCGUAUUUUUGCUCCUUAUGCUGCUGGAUCUGGCAUUUCGGAAAUUAAAUGUAUUUUAGCAGGGUUUGUUAUGAAAGAAUUUUUAGGUGGUAGGACUUUAUUAUUGAAAAGUAUUGGCUUGCCAUUGGCGAUUGCAUCAGGAUUAAGUAUUGGUAAAGAAGGUCCAUCAGUACAUACAGCUGCUUGUAUUGGAAAUGUUGUUUCAAGAUUAUUUGGAAAGUAUAAAAUAAACAAAGCUAAAAUGAGAGAAAUUACAUCUGCAUCUUGUGCAGCUGGUGUUGCUGUUGCUUUCGGAUCACCAAUUGGUGGUGUUUUAUUUUCUUACGAGGAAAUGAGUUCAAAUUUUCCAAUGAAAACAAUGUGGAGAAGUUUCUUUUGUGCAUUAGUUGCAACUGUUGUAUUACAAGCAAUGAAUCCUUUUAGAACUGGUAAAUUGGUAAUGUUCCAAGUUGAGUACGAUCGGGAUUGGCAUUUCUUUGAAAUCUUUUUCUUUAUAAUAUUAGGAAUAUUUGGUGGUUUAUAUGGCGCACUGGUUAUUAGAUAUAAUCUAAUGAUUCAAUCAUUUCGUAAAAAAUUCCUUCUAAAAGACUACUAUGCAGUUUAUGAGGCUGCUAUACUUGCUUCCAUAACAGCACUUAUUGGGUACCUUAAUAUAUUUAUGAAAAUGGAUAUGACUGAAACUUUGGGAAUUUUAUUUCAAGAAUGUGAAACAAAAACUCAUGAUUAUGAAGGUUUAUGCAAGGAUUCUGAAAUGUUUAGAAUGGCUUGUUUAUUAUUUAUAGCAACAGUUUUACGUUUUGGAUUUAUUAUAAUCACUUACGGAACAAAAGUUCCAGCUGGUAUAUUUAUUCCUUCGAUGGCUGUUGGUGCAACUUUUGGUAGAUUUUUAGGACUUUUUGUUAAGGCUUUAUAUAUAGCAUAUCCUGAAUUUCCACUAUUUGCAAGCUGUAAACCUGAUGUCCCUUGUGUCACACCGGGAAUGUACGCAUUUUUGGGUGCUGCUGCUGCACUUGGUGGGGUUAUGCAUCUCACAGUUUGUAUAGUUGUUAUUAUGUUUGAGUUGACUGGUGCUUUAACUUACAUAUUACCAACAAUGAUUACUUUGAUGGUUACCAAGACAGUUGGUGAUUUAUUUGGAAAAGAAGAAUAUACAUUUGGUGUUCCAGUUGCAACCAUUAUGAGAAAAAAUCUUACAGUAAUGACAGCAUCAGGAUUAAAAUUGGACGAAAUUGAACGAAUAUUAUCAGAAUCAAAUUUUCAAGGGUUUCCAGUGGUACAAGAUAAAAGAAGUAUGCAACUUUUAGGACAUAUAGGACGUCCUGAACUGAAAUACGCAAUUGAUAAAGCAAAAAGAAUAAAAGGAACAUCAAUUGGAACUGCGCAUUGUUUUUUUAACAGUUUUGAUGAUUUUAAUAAUAAUAGCAUUUAUGUUACUACUAAUAAUGAUCCUGAUGUUGGUGGUGGUGAUGGAGAAAGUAGUAAUAGCAGUUCAUCUAAUUUUAUAGAUUUUGGUCCUUUUGUUGAUCAGACGCCUAUAACGGUGAAUCCUCGUUUGCCAUUAGAAACCGUCAUGGAUUUAUUUAAGAAAAUGGGAGUAAUAUUAAUUGAACAUAUAGAUAGAUUAGUUG
This is a messenger RNA of Entrophospora sp. SA101, 2053 nucleotides long. The record is from the annotation of a GenBank genome assembly. NCBI's taxonomy places the organism in Eukaryota, Fungi, Glomeromycota, Glomeromycetes, Entrophosporales, Entrophosporaceae.